Xiphias gladius (swordfish) is the source of this 963-nucleotide messenger RNA. RefSeq names its product olfactory receptor 4K1-like. The record is from RefSeq and is a predicted model, not a curated record. Gene Ontology annotation, biological process: G protein-coupled receptor signaling pathway. Gene Ontology annotation, molecular function: olfactory receptor activity; G protein-coupled receptor activity. Lineage: Eukaryota; Metazoa; Chordata; Actinopteri; Istiophoriformes; Xiphiidae. The transcript has a single exon. Gene Ontology annotation, cellular component: membrane. The coding region runs from base 1 to 963 and encodes 320 amino acids.
AUGGAGAACUCAACAGAGAUUGUGUCGUUUGUGUUGGCUAUGUACGGUGACUUGGGACAAUUAAAGUACCUGUAUUUCACUCUGGCAAUGCUAUUUUACAUAUCGGUUAUUUUUGCCAACACUGUUCUUAUUAUCAUUAUUUAUGGGGAGAAAAACCUGCAUGAGCCCAUGUAUCUAUUCCUGUGCAAUUUAUUUAUUAAUGAAAUAUAUGGCAGCACGUCUAUGCUGCCCUGCUUGAUGGUACAAAUCUUGUCAGACAUUCAUGAAAUUUCUGCCUUUUACUGCUUCCUUCAAAUCUUUAAUAUUCAUACAUAUGUAGCUAUUGAAUUUGGAACAUUAACAAUAAUGGCAUAUGACAGAUAUGUGUGUAUUUGUAAACCUUUGCAUUACAAUGCAAUAAUAACUAAAAGAAAAGUACAGAUUGUCAUACUUGUGAUCUGGAUAGUUUCUUUUGUAGAGGUUGGAGUUUUAUUGUCUUUCACUAUUAAUUUGAAGCGUUGCGGGACUGUUAUCAACAAAGUAUUUUGUGCGCAUCACCUUUUAGUUGAACUUUCUUGUUCAUUAGACAGAACAGUGUCACUUAUUCAUGAUCUAGUUUUUGGCCUUAUUUUCACUGUUGCUGCUCCUGUCACUUAUAUUUCAUACAGUUAUGUAAAGAUUUUGGCGGUGUGUUUAAAAGCUUCUAAAGAGACCAGAAUGAAGGCUUUGGAUACCUGCACUCCACAUUUAGUUUCACUUAUUAGCUUUGUCUUUGCCUGUUUUUAUAGUUUGAUCACUCAGAGAUUUGACAUGUUCUCAGUUCCAUAUCCUCUCUGUGUUUUCUUGUCUAUGUAUGUAGUGAUCAUCCAGCCUCUUCAAAAUCCAAUCAUGUAUGGUCUUAAACUGUCAAAAAUUAGACAUGCUUGUAAAAAUUUGUUGACAUCGAAAACAUUGCGGCUGCACAUUUUCAUGGAGAGAAUUUAA